AUGGCCACCUCUGCGGCCGAUGGAGACAAGACCAAGGCAAAGCCCAGUGCACUGCGCUCGAUCAUAGCUGGCUCGACCGCAGGCGCAGUUGAAAUUGCAAUUACCUAUCCGUUUGAUUUCCUCAAGACACGAUCCCAACUGAACCGCCACCUGCCAACCGAGAAAAAGCUCCCGUUGCCUCCUUUUCCCUCGAAAGAAUGGUAUACAGGAUGCACCACAGCCAUCAUAGGUAAUGCCUUCAAGGCAGGUGUGCGCUUUGUCGCUUUCGAUCAAUACAAGCAUCUCUUGUCCGACGAGGAUGGGCAAAUAUCCGGGCCUCGGACGGUGGCCGCUGGGUUCGGUGCCGGCAUCACAGAGUCUCUGUUGGCGGUGACGCCCUCAGAGUCCAUAAAAACACAGUUGAUAGAUGAUCGCAAACGGGCACAACCGCGAAUGCGAGGUUUCCUUCAUGGCUCAUCGGUUAUCUUCAAAGAAAAGGGCCUUGCUGGCUUUUUCCAAGGCUUUGUGCCCACGACAGCUCGACAGGCGGCAAACAGUGCCGUCAGAUUCAGCACGUAUACCAGUCUCAAGCAGUUUGCCGAGGGGUAUGUGGCACCUGGUGAGAAGCUCGGCUCGGUGACGACGUUCGCGCUUGGAGGUCUUGCAGGGGUUGUCACGGUCUAUGCGACCAUGCCUCUCGACACCAUCAAGACUCGAAUGCAGAGUCUGGAAGCGAAGCAGCUAUACCGAAACAGCUUUAAUUGUGCCACGUCGAUUUUCAAGAACGAAGGGAUUCUCACCUUCUGGUCGGGCGCGCUACCACGACUUGGUCGCUUGACCCUGAGCGGUGGUAUUGUUUUUACCAUGUACGAAAAGACAAUGGAGCUUCUGGACUCCUUGGACCCAGACAGAAAGUACAUCUAA
This is a messenger RNA of Exophiala spinifera, 903 nucleotides long. RefSeq lists its product as uncharacterized. The record is from RefSeq and is a predicted model, not a curated record. The coding region runs from base 1 to 903 and encodes 300 amino acids. The transcript is spliced from 4 exons. Gene Ontology annotation, biological process: mitochondrial citrate transmembrane transport. NCBI's taxonomy places the organism in Eukaryota, Fungi, Ascomycota, Eurotiomycetes, Chaetothyriales, Herpotrichiellaceae.